GAUUCAUUCAUCAUGUUGCUCUCUGUGCUGCUGCUGUUGAUGAUAAUCAGCCAGACAGAAUCUGGUUAUUACGGUGCUGUGCUUUCAUACACCACUAAAGACGUACAAGGAGACAGAUUUACAGUUGUGGAACGUUUUAAGUUGAGCUUCAGCUCAUGUGAGGAGACUGAUUCAUGGUCUUGUUCUGGCUGUACGAAUGAGAUCGAUGAAAUCAGAGUUGAAUGGUGUCUGGAAGAGUUUACCGAUACCAAGAAGUUGACAGAUGCGGAUUUUGCCUCAUACUGGACUGGGUGGCUGAAUCUCAACAUCAUACAAAAAUACAUAAAAUUUUCAGUUGUUGCCAAGAAGAGACACAUUUUUCUAUCAGUUUUCUGGUCUGCUGUCCUGUAAUGUUUUCUGUGAAUUUUGAAUUCAGAAAGCUUUCUAAUAUCUUCUCUGACAGGUGGGUUGUGGGAACCUGGAUAGACAACAGAAACGACGCUUCAAAUGUACAAGCUAUGAUGCUUCGUGAGCUGAGAAAACGAUCCGACAUCAACAGAACAAACUCAUCACCUCAGACCAGCAUCAUCCCUGUUCUGAGAGUUCCCUCAAACUGUCAGAGGAACAUUGACCUGUUGACCUUUGACCCUAAUGGAGAUCAUGUUGGAUGCAGAUAUGCAGUUGACAUCCAGGAGUGCUACACCUGCACACCUCCACCUGUCCUCAGUCUCUCAUCACAGAACCGAUUCGUUCAUCAUGUUUCUCUCUGUGCUGCUGGUGAUGAUGAUGAUGGUCAGAUGGACAGAAGCUGGUUAUACUGGUACUGUGUUUACACACACCACUAAAGAUGUACAAGGAAGCAGUUUUACAGCUUUGCAUCGCUUUAAGUUUGGCCACAGCUCAUGUGGAGAGCUUGAGUCAUGGCUUUGUUCUGGCUGUAGUAAGAAGAUUGAUGAAAGCAGCGGUGAAUGGUGUCUGAGAGAGUACACCUGGUGGGACAGUAGGAGUUUCUACAAUACCUACUAUGGGUGGAAUACUGGCACCUGGAUAAACAACAGAAACGGUGUUUCAACUGGCGUCGCUGUGAUAUUUGUUGAAGGGAGAAAACGAUCUGACAUUAACAAACCAAACUCAUCACCACAAACCGGCAUCCUUCCUGUUAUGAGAGUUCCCUCAAACUGUCAGAGAAAUAUCAACUUGUUGACCUUUGACCCUGAUGGAGACCAUGUUCAAUGCAGACAUGGAUCCAAUCCCAGUAACUAUGAGUGUUACACCUGCACACCUCCGUCUGUCCUCAGUCUCUCAUCACCUUGUUCUCUAUCAUUCAGUCCAACCAACAGCAGUUAUGAAGGUUCAUAUGCAGUUCAGCUGGUGAUGGAGGAUUUUCCCAGACAGACCAUCACUCUGACCCAUUACAAUGGUUCAACAGUGUCAAUAAGCCCCAGCAGUUCUAUGAGCAGAAUCCCUGUCCAGUUUGUUUUCAAAGUGGAUCCUGCAGCUCCGUCCUGCACAGCAGGUGAAUAUCUGCCCAGGUUUCUGCCUCCAACUCCUGAACAUGGAGCUCAGUUCUUCAUAAACGUUACUGAGACGAUAGAAAUCAACAUCAGAGCAGAGGCGACUCAGUCUGUGAUCACUGAGCUCCUGUUCAGCGGACCGGUCAACAUGAACAAGAAUUCAUCUGGUUCAGGAAAUUUCACCCUGAGAUGGAUGCCGUCUGUCAGUCAACAUGAUGAAGAAGAAAGCCAUCCCAUCUGUUUUGCUGUCCAGGCAAAUGCCUCCAGUUCUAUCUACCAGUCUGAGCUUCGAUGUGUCAUUGUGACGGUUGGAAACAUAUCCUCCAUAGCAACUCCAAGUCCUCCUACAACAUCUCGUCUUACGGUUCUGCAGCUGAAGAUCUCGACUACGCUGUCACUGAAAGACAACAAGGAUGAAAUCGAGAAAGCGAUUAAAGAUGAACUGAUCAGUGAAGGGCUGCCUCCAGACAUAAAGGUCCGCCUGCUGAGCGACGGUUCAGUGAAGGUUAAUAACUAACCGCCCCCUAGUGGCUAACAAUGAGAAUGAAUCUGAUCCAUGCAGUAAAAUAUGGCCGGGUUUAUCUGUUUUAAAUUCAGGAAUUUAUGGUUGUCUUAGGUAAUGGGACUAAACUUAGUUAUGACAUUAAUCAGAAAAAGCAAAGUGAAAUUUUAUAUCUGUUUGAGAAUCUAUAUAAAAUAUGCAUACUUCAAAUAGAUAAAUUGUGAUUGUUUAUCAGUUACUAAUAAGAUAAUGAACAGACAAAAAUGUGAAUAAAAUCAAUAUUUAUGGCAGUUAUUUACUGAGGGUUUGGUUUUUCUUUAUUACCAUCUUCCAUGUGUAACAUUUAUACCUGUGAGGUUUUUAUUGACCUUAAUAUCAUGUCAUUUUCUGCAUGUAUUGAUAAAUAAUGAAGAUGGAUAUUUGCUAUGUAUAAUAGGGACGUUUUUGCAUUAGUUGCUUUUCUCUGUGAAGCUUGGGAAAGAAAACAGCGACUUCUUUAUCCUGGUUGAGUUGAAAAUGUAAUGGUAUUUCUGUGGAGCUCGUGUUUCGUAUGCAGCCAUUUUGCUUUGCAUGUUUUGUAUGUAGAGAGUCUAUAAACCCAUGUGGGAAUUUAUUUGAUUGUCUUUAGAAACAGCUCUUUAAAUAAAUAAAUAUUUCAAAAUUAA
Messenger RNA from Xiphophorus maculatus (southern platyfish), 2660 nucleotides. RefSeq lists its product as uncharacterized. The record is from RefSeq and is a predicted model, not a curated record. NCBI's taxonomy places the organism in Eukaryota, Metazoa, Chordata, Actinopteri, Cyprinodontiformes, Poeciliidae. The transcript has 14 exons. The coding region runs from base 631 to 2010 and encodes 459 amino acids.